AUGGAGCAACAAGUGCCCCUCAACUACGAGGCCUCGGCCGGCGACACCAACAAGCAGGUCACCGACACUCUCCCUCAGGAGGUCGUCCAAUGCCUGGAGAAUGCCCGAUUCCUUCACCUUGCGACAUGCACAGACAACAUUCCCAACGUCUCCCUCAUGAACUAUACCUAUCUCCCGUCGUCCACCUACUCGACCGGCCCCGUUAUCGUCAUGACGACGAACCCGGCUUCAAGAAAGACGCAUAACCUUCUCUCGAACCCUAACGUCUCGCUGCUCGUUCACGACUGGUCUUCUCACCGCCCCCCAACUCACGGUCGACGUCCCUCCGGCGGCAGCCCCGGUCCCGAGCACCGCUCCAGCCUUGCCUCCCUGCUUCUCAACCUCAACACCGCCGCGGUGUCUAGCAUCAGCGCCACCAUCAACGGUACUGCGAGACUAGUCGACAACGGCUCCGACGAGGAGAAGUUCUACCGCGAGGCGCAUCUCGAGAACAACACCUUCGACGAGGGCCAGACAUUCAACCCCAGCGUGCAGGCUGAGGACGGCGGCAGGGGAUGCUUUGUUGCGGGAGAGGAGGUGAGAGUUAUUGUGGUCACCAUCAAGGAGAUGAGAAUCAGCGACUGGAAGGGUGCGGUACGGGAUUACGUCCUUACGGAGGGCGCUCCUGCCACCCAGGUCAACGGCGUAAGGUAG
Messenger RNA from Colletotrichum siamense, 693 nucleotides. Its product is annotated as Pyridoxamine 5'-phosphate oxidase C1952.08c-like protein. The record is from RefSeq and is a predicted model, not a curated record. Gene Ontology annotation, cellular component: cytoplasm; nucleus. The transcript is spliced from 3 exons. NCBI's taxonomy places the organism in Eukaryota, Fungi, Ascomycota, Sordariomycetes, Glomerellales, Glomerellaceae. The coding region runs from base 1 to 693 and encodes 230 amino acids.